CGAGAGACUUUGGGUUAGAGAAGAGGGAUGAUGAGCGUCUAGAGCAUCGGAGAGUGGCUGGCAGAGGCGCGGUUGUUGAGACGGGCUGAUGGAGAAGCAGGCUCUGCCAGCUGAUGACCAUGAGACGGGAGUCGUGGAGCCGGGGGCUGGCGGCAGCACCGAGGCCGUGGAGUUGGCCUCCACCGAGCCUCCUUCUCGAGCGGGAUGGAACAGCAAGGUGGAGUAUUUUUUGGCCCAGGUGGGAUUCAGCGUCGGGCUCGGCAACGUCUGGAGGUUUCCGUAUCUGUGCCACCAGAAUGGAGGAGGAGCUUUUCUCCUGCUCUAUGUGCUGCUGAUGCUAGUUGUGGGAAUCCCCUUGUUUUUCCUGGAGCUGGCAGCCGGUCAGGACAUCCGACAGGGAAGCAUUGGAGUGUGGAAGUACAUCUCUCCAAGGCUCGCAGGAAUCGGCUACUCCAGCUGUGUGGUCUGCUUCUUUGUGGCGGUCUACUACAACGUAAUCCUGGCUUGGAGUCUUUUCUAUCUCGGGAACUCCUUCCGGUAUCCGUUGCCUUGGCAACAGUGUCCGGAGCAGGGAAAUAUAACAUACAAGGAAUGCAAAGAGAGUUCCCGCACGUCGUAUUUUUGGUACCGCAGAGCUUUGAACAUCACAGACUCCAUCGAUGAGGUGGGCUCCUUCAACCCUUACAUCGUCUGGUGCCUGUUGGCAGCUUGGACCUUCGUGUGCCUGGGGAUGUUCAAGGGUAUCAAGUCAUCUGUCAAGGUGAUGUAUUUCUCCUCCAUCUUCCCCUACGUGGUGCUGGUUUGCUUUCUGGUCCGAGGACUCAUGCUGGACGGAGCUUCAGAGGGAAUCGUCUACAUGUUCUACCCCAAGCUGGAGAUCUGGGCCGACGUCCAGGUGUGGCGUCAGGCCGCCACGCAGGUUUUCUUUGCUUUGGGCCUCGGCUUCGGGUCCAUCAUCGCCUACUCCUCCUACAAUCCCAAGAACAACAACUGCCACCGAGAUGCCUUCACCGUCUCUUUUAUCAACUUCCUGACGUCUGUGCUGGCCACAUUGGUGGUGUUUGCUGUGCUGGGUUUCCGUGCCAAAGAAAAGGUCAUGGCCUGUGUUGCCAGUAACCUAAUGGAGCUGUUGCAGUGGCACCGUGAAGGUCUUGUGUCUCUAGACUUGAUGCCCCUCUUCAACCACUCCGACCCAGAGACUCUGGGUUUGGAGGGCUACAGAAACUGGUUUAAACAAAAUGGAAGUUACAUCUCUGGCAAUUUAACAGUCUGUGACAUUGAAAAAGAGAUGCAGACGGGUGUGGAGGGAACGGGCCUGGCUUUCAUCGCCUUCACAGAGGCCAUGACGCUGCUGCCUGGCAGCCCCUUCUGGUCGGCGCUGUUCUUCCUCAUGCUGCUCAACCUGGGCCUCAGUACAAUGUUCGGCACCAUGGAAGGGAUCCUAGCGCCUCUCAGGGAUCGUUUCAAAUCUCUGGCGAAACACAAGAUCAAGUUCACAAUUAUCAGCUGCAUCGUCGGCUUUGUGAUCAGCCUGCUCUUCACCCAGCGCUGCGGGAACUACUUUGUGACCAUGUUUGACGACUACUCUGCCACUCUGCCUCUCAUCAUUGUGGUGGUGUUUGAGACCUUCAGCGUGUCGUGGCUCUACGGAGCUGAUAGAUUUCUUGACGAUAUUGAGGCGAUGCUGGGCUGGCGGCCCUACGUCGUUUACAAAUAUCUGUGGAAAUACGUCUGCCUGUUGGCCAUGCUGGGGCUGCUCGCUGCUACAGCUAUCCGCAUGUUCAUGAAAACGCCAACUUACAUGUCGUGGAACCAGGAAAUGGCAUCCGAGGUCCGUCUGCCGUAUCCCGAUUGGGCUCUGGCUGUUCUUGCCUUAUUGAUCAUCUUCGCCAUGCUGCCUGUGCCCGUGGGUUUUAUCCACUCGGUUCUGCAGGACAGAAGAAAGCCGACACACAGGGACACAGAGACGGGUCACUACAACAUUGUUAACACUGAUGAAACCCCCAUGACUGACAUGUCGGAUCCUGACCAAAGGAACGGCUCCGUACUUUCUUAGAGGAAUUACCAAAACUAUGCAGGAACAACUUUAAUUUGCCAUUUUCACACAUGUUUAAUUGAUGAGCACCUUUUAUGGGAUGCUCGCUGCAGGAAAAGCUUUUAUUUUGAAGUAUUUAUAAACCUUUUCCCUAUUUAUUCUCUUAAGUUAAACGAAAUCCAUGGCGAUCCAGAGAAUCGUGGUUUUCCUAAAUUAUAUUAUUUUUCCCACAAGUGCGACUUUUAAAAAGUCAAUGUUGAGAAGAUCUGGAACCACAUAAAGAUUUCUGUGUGGAUGUGCUGAGAUUUAAUGGUGCUGUUCUGAUCCAGAUGAGCCAAAAAAUCCCUUUGUUUUUAUGUAUCUAACGGAGGCGUGUUCACAUGUGUUACAAACUCCAAUGAGCACACAAACAUUUGAAAGUGGAUCGUCGGUUCAGAGCUGAUGAUGUUUGAGACCAUGGAGGGACUACACAAAGAACCGGGAACCUGGACCCAUUACCAGCGCCGACCGUGCAGUCUGAUGGGUCAGAUGUUUAAAUCUGGUGUUGGUUUCUGGGAACGUUGGCAGCUCAUCACUGCCUAAAAUCCUCGUCUGAACAGAAUUUGAAUCUUUGGUGUGUGACCUUCAGACCGGAGUAUUUAAGGCCCGGUAAAUGUUUACGACUCUUACACCAACAACAGUUAACGGCACGUGAAGAGAUCGGACCCGGUUAUUGUCAAAUCAUCAACAUGGUCCCCUGAGGAACGAGCAAUAUUUCUUAUUUUUUUGUCGGGCCGAUAUUAACAACCAAUAUUUUAUAUCUUGUUGCUGUUUGUGUUUCAGUUUUGGUUAAAUAUCAGUCAUAACAGUAAUAUUCAUAUCAGGUAUCGUCUCAAAUUUUAAUUUCGGUGCAUCCUUAUUUUUUUGACAUCGUUGCUAGCUUAAUGUGUCGACCUGAUACAGCUGAAUUUCCUGUGAGGUACAGAGAAGAAUAAUUCUGUUCUGUUCUAAACGAGACCGGGUCCGGACCGGCUUCUAUAAUGGGAACCUUCACAAAGUAUUUUCUAAUUUCCAUGUUGUGUUAUUUGUCUGGUUUUGGGUUUUAUUUUUAUUAACAGGACAGUCAUUGAGCUGACUGAAUCAGUCAUGUGACAGCAUGCCGUGCUGUAAAUAUGUAAAAACUUAUUGCUACAUGAAAUGGGCAUUUGUAUGAUAUCUUGCUUGUCUAAAUUGUAAUGAGAUGCUGGUUUUAUGGAGCUGGAUGAAGAUGUCGGACGUCUUUCUGAGUUUAUGUUGCAGUUUUUAUUUCUUUGUUCAUUUUUACUCUUGAAUUUGAUCUCAACCUGGGGUCGUAUGAACAUUCAACAAACAAAAUGCUGAAUGUUGUAUUUGAAGUGCCUUUAACCUACAUAAGGCGAUGGAACAAAAUGUAAAAAUGCUUCUGGUCUUUAAUGUGUGUGAUAGGUAGAUGUAAAAAUCAAUUUAGUUUUUGUUGCCAUUUGUUAUAAUAAAGACGUUUGCUGCACAAUA
Messenger RNA from Girardinichthys multiradiatus, 3544 nucleotides. Its product is annotated as sodium-dependent neutral amino acid transporter B(0)AT2-like. Lineage: Eukaryota; Metazoa; Chordata; Actinopteri; Cyprinodontiformes; Goodeidae. Gene Ontology annotation, biological process: sodium ion transmembrane transport. The transcript has 13 exons. The record is from RefSeq and is a predicted model, not a curated record. The coding region runs from base 89 to 2056 and encodes 655 amino acids. Gene Ontology annotation, cellular component: membrane.